AUGCUGAUCAAGCAAAUUCCAACUUCAUCUUUAUCCUCAGAUGCCGGUGCCAACAAAGGCGACCGGGAAACCUCAUCCAAAACAGAUAAAGAAAACCCUAGCCCUCCUACUCCUACCGCCACUCCACCUCCAGCAGUAGACGAAGAAGCCCUGCGGCGCCUCGAUAAAAUCCUCCGAAGUAUACCCUCCGAGCUGGACGAUGCAGCCGCCUACGUCGAACUUAAAGCUAAACUUGGGAUUUCCUGGUCUAAGAAUCCUGCUUCACCUUCUAAAACAAAAAUCCUUCCUAGUUCUCCUAAAUCACCUUCACCUUCUACCGUCCAACCUUCGCCAUCAUCUCGUCCUAAAACUGCAUCACCCCUUCCUAGCUCUCCUACAUCACCUUCACCUUCGUCCCCCAUCCAACCAAUGCAAACCAGCGAGGAUACCUCUGACAAAGAAGGUUGGGGGAGGAUUAUGGGCAGCCAUUUGCCAUUCCGUCACCAGGAAGCGGUGGCACCUCCACUUUGA
This is a messenger RNA of Salvia splendens (bonfire salvia), 510 nucleotides long. Its product is annotated as vegetative cell wall protein gp1-like. The record is from RefSeq and is a predicted model, not a curated record. Bases 1 to 510 code for a protein of 169 amino acids. The transcript has a single exon. NCBI's taxonomy places the organism in Eukaryota, Viridiplantae, Streptophyta, Magnoliopsida, Lamiales, Lamiaceae.